Messenger RNA from Aphidius gifuensis, 922 nucleotides. RefSeq lists its product as uncharacterized. The record is from RefSeq and is a predicted model, not a curated record. The coding region runs from base 336 to 743 and encodes 135 amino acids. The transcript is spliced from 3 exons. Lineage: Eukaryota; Metazoa; Arthropoda; Insecta; Hymenoptera; Braconidae.
UUUACCUUUAUUAAAUCCUAAAAUAAUAUUUUAUAAUAAUUUUUUUUAUUUCGUUUAAAUUUUAAAUACCAAAAAAGAGAGAGAGAGAGAGAGAGUGUCAAUGAAAAUACCAACUGCACUCGACCUUCAGUCAGUUACCGUGAUUGAGUGAUUGGUGCUCUUUGCCACUUGCAUAGUUGCUAAUUUGCUAUGUACAUCUAAGUAAGUACUGUAUGCAUUUGGUCGCCAAAAGUUGAAAAUUUUUUAUUUCUUUCUAUCAGCAAUCAUUAAUAAUUGUUGGAGGUGAUCAUCUCGAGAUAAAAAAGACGUACAGCAUACAUAACAAACUUAUCAACAUGUCUUCGUUAGCAACUUAUGAUACUCCAGCUAAGUUACUCUGUGAUAUUAAACAGCGAUUGAUUGACGAGGGAAAACUAUCAGAAGAUGUAAAAAAAAUUAUUGAUGAAUCUAUAGCUGAAGAAGAAAAAUAUAUUGGUAGAAUAGUAAGGGUCAAGAUAGCAACUGAGCCAGAGACUCUAGAGUCGAUUCGUAAAAUAUACCAAGUUCCAUUCAUAUCGGAGAGAUCCGAAAGAUAUAUGAAAGCUAUAAAAGUCUUAAAUAAAAAGCGUAAUGAACUUAAGCUGUUUUGUAAAGAGACAAAAAUAUCUCCAACAAUGGAACAGCUCAUAAAAAGGAGAAAGCUUCUUGAAGAACUCACACAACUUGAGAAAGAACUUGAUGCAGUCAAGUCCUGCAAAGAAUAGUAAACGAUGUUAAUCUUUUUUUUUGCUACAAAAACAUAUGAAUUCUCUAGAUUAAUAUCGACGGCUAUACCCUAAAGCUACGUGCUGGAUCAAUUCGACUUGGAUGAAAAGCUUCAGAAGGAAAAAUUGAAAAUAAUUAAAAACAAUGAAUAUACCUAUAUAGUUUUUUUAUAUAAAUA